Fusarium mangiferae is the source of this 543-nucleotide messenger RNA. RefSeq names its product putative 3-hydroxyanthranilic acid dioxygenase. The transcript has 3 exons. Gene Ontology annotation, molecular function: iron ion binding; 3-hydroxyanthranilate 3,4-dioxygenase activity. The record is from RefSeq and is a predicted model, not a curated record. Gene Ontology annotation, cellular component: cytoplasm. The coding region runs from base 1 to 543 and encodes 180 amino acids. Gene Ontology annotation, biological process: quinolinate metabolic process; 'de novo' NAD+ biosynthetic process from L-tryptophan. Lineage: Eukaryota; Fungi; Ascomycota; Sordariomycetes; Hypocreales; Nectriaceae.
AUGCUUGGGCCUCCAGUUAACCUUCCGAAGUGGCUUGAAGAAAACUCCCAUCUGCUACAGCCCCCUAUCAACAACUACUGUGUCUACAAUGAAGACUUUAGUGUCAUGAUCGUUGGUGGUCCAAAUGCCCGCACUGACUACCACAUCAAUCAAACUCCCGAGUGGUUCUACCAAUACAAAGGAGCAAUGAUGCUCAAAGUCGUCGACGAGGGGGCGUUCCGAGAUAUCAUCAUCCGUGAAGGUGAUAUGUUUCUCCUACCUGGAAACACACCGCACAACCCCGUCCGCUUCGCCAACACAGUUGGAGUUGUCCUAGAGCAGCGUCGUCCUAAGGACUCACUCGAUCGUAUGCGUUGGUACUGCAGUGACUGUGGUGAGAUUGUUCACGAGGCUGCGUUCCAUUGCACCGACCUUGGCACUCAAAUCAAAGCAGCGGUUCAAGACUUUAAGAGCAGCGAAGACAAGAGGACUUGUUCCAAGUGUGGUACUCUGGCUGAGGCGGCACCGAAGCCCGGCACUAUUCAGGAUCCUAAUCUGGCGUGA